CGCGGAGCGAGCGCGUUAUUCCCGACAGGGAAAGGGAGCUGCUUUGUACAGCUGCCAGGACCCGCCGGGUGCUCCUCGUGGCUCCUCCCUCCUGCCGAUGGUCCACUUCCGUUCUGCUAAGAUGUCGGCCGCCAUAGCAGCGCUCGCUUCGUACGGCGUCUCGGACUCCGAUUCCGACUCGGAGGCGGAGGGCAGGCCCGGCCACUCGGCGGCUCCCGUCGCCGACGAGGAUGCGGUGCUGCACCUCGCCUCGUCUGCCCCGGCUCAGCAAGCGCUGCUGCCCGUCGUAGACUCGGCCCCGGCGGUGGCUGUCAAGGUAGGAGCUGCUCCGGAGUCGCCCGCCUGGGGCCCCGGGGCGGGUGGGGGGAAGGAAGCGCGGCCUCCUCGCCCGUACGUGGUCUGAGGAGGUCGCCCAGAAACGGCGGCUGCGGUGCUGGCACUCGCUCUCCCUCUCUCGCCCCGAGGUGAGUCCUUUCAUCCUGCUCCGAGCCUGGCAGCUUCUCCCCGGGGUAACCUACGCCGCGAAGGUUUCUCAUUGGCGCACGAGGGUUGGCGCCAGUUUUUCUAGAAGAAUUCCUCUGACUUCUAUGCAGGACGGGCAGAAAGUCAACAGGGAGAGCUUUCUCGCCGUGGAGGAAGAGUGCUGGCAGACGAGUUCUCGCCUCUUGGAAGCCUGCCUGUUCCUUUAAACUUUAAAGCUUAAGGCGGAGAGGGGACGUGGGGUUUACAAACUUAAGGCUCAAAAAUACUUGGGUGUUUUGACUGAGAGAGGGUAAGGUGGCCUAUUUGAUAUUCCUUAACGGGAAAGGGAUCUCUAAAAGGUAGUGUGUCAUAUUUUUGCACUGCUGCAUCUUGGUGUGACCCAUAUUUCAAACUUUUGCUAUGAAUAAACUUUGUUUAUAAACUUUGUUUAUGGGUUUCCCUUGCCCCUACUCAGAGUCUGAGUGGGGAAACCACCAUUGCCCAGUUAGGCACCUUGCAGUGGAGGGGCUUGAAAAGAAAACAUCACUUGUCUUUUCUGUUGAUUGGAUCCCAGUCUAAUUUUUGCUCUGCUCGAUUUUAAGGAACUAAGCUCAUACCAUUGAUACUUUGGUUAUGCUAGGCUCUAAUGCUAGGUGUGAUUCCACUCCCUUUAUACAUAAGGGGAGCUUACCUGCUUCAUUCUGUACAGCAGAGAUGGCUGACCUGUGACCCUGCAGGUGUUGCUCAGCUCCAGCUCCCAACAUCCCUGACUAGUUGCUGUGCUGGCUGGUGCCAAUAGAAGCUGGAGUCCAGCUACAUCUGGAUGGCAGAAGGUGAGACAGCCCUGUUGCCCAAUAUUCUUCACAUCUGGCUAGGAUCCAUUUAGGCUGAGUUUAUUAAUGCUUUCUCAUGUAUGUGAAACUUUAAGCUUAUUCUGUUGUAGUAGAACAGGCUAGACGUCUAUAAAUUGCUUCCUCCUGUUUCCACUUUAAUCAUCUAUACUUCACAGUAACCUCCAAUUCCGUGAGAUUAAAGACCAUUAAAACAACAAUAACCCUAUGAUGAUUGCAAUAGCUCUUGUUUGUGUUCCCCAGCAAUUGAUAUUCAGAGGCAGAGUGCUUCUUAUCCAUGAGGUAGUAUAUAGACAUCAUAUUGGCAGUUUGCUUUCAAUUCCUUUUGUAAUGAUCCUUAAUAUGGAAACAAAAUUAAAAAAAAUCUUCCAGUAGCACCUUAGAGACCAACUAAGUUUGUUAUUGGUAUGAGCUUUCGUGUGCAUGCACACUUCUUCAGAUACCUUAAUAUGGAAUUUGUCUUUUCUUAGCUGCCACACACUGGGUCUUCAUUUUCUCUGUACUACUCAUCGCAAUUCCAAAGUUCUCCUGAGAAUUGAAAUGCUAGUAGAGGGUGGACCAGGACUGGACAUGAAAUAAAACUGAGUGUGGUUAUUAGGCUGGGCUGUUAAGAUCUGGUCUCUUCUUCAUUCUCUCACCUCCCCAACAGAUGUGCUUUUCUUGUCUGUCUUAAUUAAUGGCAGGUCUUAAGCAAUGCUGCUGGUUGAACUAGCAGAUCAGGAGAGAAGCAAAAGACUCAACCUUUUCCUUUCUUCUCUCCCUCUGCCAUAGCUGCAUCGUUCUUCCAAAGUUCAGCAUUCAACCACUUGAGAGAAGGAAGUUAGUUGGCAGUCUUCCCAGAAGCAGUUUUGGAGAACGAGUUGCCCAAGCCCUUAUACAUUGUCCAGUAUCCAUCUGCAUAACCCUUUCCAUCUCUUUGUCAUGCCAGUGUGUGUCUAAAGCAGAUGGAACUCUUACAUCUAUGGCAAUAUAAUUAUUCAUGAAAUCAUGUAGCUGUUGUUAGGUUGUGGGAGUGAGGACUCCUUUUAGUCUUCCUGCUCUUGCUUAUCUCAGCCCUUUCUUUUACCCCCACUGUAGUCUACUAACUGCUCCAACAUCUUUUGUCUAGGUAAAAUCCUGUAAAGUUUCCUUUGGUGCUAGUUUUGAACAGUGUUCAGCAAUUUGGUGGUGGUUGUUUCCUACACAGUCAUAAUAAUUUAUCUUGUAAGCAUCAGUUAUAAAUUUUCACUGCCAAAAGGCAGCGAACAGCCAAGAAAUGUACAUAAGUAGUUCAAUCCUGUGUCCAACAGGAAAGGUACAUACGUUUUAGGAAGUAGAUAACUCUUGGGUUUAAAUUGCUUAACACUAAUGUUUGCUUCCGAUUCUGAAACUUGCAUAGAGGCAGAAGUCUGAUUUGCAAUUGUUAAUUCAUAGUAAGGAAGAUUUAUUAUGAGCAGUGUUGCAGUUGUUUAGGUUGUAUGAUUCUAAUUAAGUAAUGCAAGUUUUUUAAAGCUUUUUUAGUGUACUUCAUCAUCGUAAUAGAGAAUACUUUCCCAUUUUAAGAUUGUUAUACUGUAUUCAUGAUACUAAUCAGAGAGCAAUUUGGAAUAAUUCUUUUUGUUGCAGUGCAUUGAAUAAGAUCCCACAUAGUAGCUAUGGAUAUUUUUCAGUUAAAGUUUACUUAGAUACACUGAAAUUUAUUCAAUUUACUUAAGUUUGAUUAAUUUCAAUAGAUCUACUUUUAGAAAAACUGAGUUGACUGUCACCCUGUUUUUCUCAAGAAUGGCCCUAUUUGCACAUCUUGGGAAGAGCAUUGUUUAGCUUCAUGUGUGGCUUGCUUGGAGUGAAACAAACCAUAACUCCUAGUUUGGCUACAACACUAAGCCACAUGUCAUUGUUGCUUUCACUUGUGCUACCAGAAGGAUAAAUCGGGAGCUUCCUGCACAUUUACACUUAAGCAUUAGCUAUCGUUUGCUGUGACAUGUGAAUGUAGUCAUUACAUCUGUUUUGUUUGGUUGUCCUGUUUGCUUAUAUAUAUGUGUGCGUAUAUUGCUAUAUAGAUACAUUGUGUGUGUGUGUGUGUGUGUGUGUGUGCGCGUGCGCUAACACACACACAGAAAAUCCCUCCUAGAAUUGUAGCUGUCCAUGGGCAGGACCUGGUGUUUAUGUAGAAAUAAUAUGUUUGGUAGACUUUUCCAAACUCUGGCAUUGUUUGCAAAAGUAGAUUAAAAUAAAUUCUGAGGCUGUGUUAUUCUACACAUUAUUUUAAUGUUAAUACGUUUAAAAGUUUUUAUAAUACGUUUUUCAAAUUCUUACUGACUUUCUAUACAGCCAUUGUAGUAUCCAUGAAAAAUUCACUGACUUGAAAUGUGUUGAACUUAGAAAACAUUUCCAAUGUACCCCUUUUGUUGCUCCUACUAUGCUAUUACAUGCUGCAUCAGGUGUUUGACAAGAAGUUGUGGUAUAGCAUUCCAGAAAUUCACUUCUAAAUUCCCAUAUGACCACAGUUACACCAUAAAUUGAGUGUGAUGUUUUAUUUCGUUGUUUGAUUGUGAGUGUUGCUUAUUCUUUGAGGAAUUGCAUGCAUUUUUGUCAGCUUUAAUUCAACGGGAGAGUAGGAGUAGGUGUUUUGCCUGCAGGAGGGCCCAGUUCUGAGUCAGUCCAAAUUUUCUUCUAUGUAAUGAGUAUUGUGCAGUGCCGAUGACAUUUUCUUAGCUUUUAAAAUGUUCUCCUAGGCCCCAAAACUUUGGGGACCCCUGAAAAUAGAUAAACUCUUAAGCAAGUAGAUGUGUCAAGAGUUCUCUACAAUGUACUAAACAAUAGCUUUUUUUUUGAAGGCUAAAACCAAUACUAUAUAUUUCUUUCUCUGCCAUAAUUCAUUAAUAGAAUAACAUUACGUUGUGUAAUAUUCUUGGGCAAUGGUGGGCAAUCUGUGGUCCUCUGCAGGUAGCAAGAAAGCAAAGUUAAGAUUGUCACCAGCCCACACUUCCUUUCUCUCUUAAGAUUAUCACCGCCCACACUGUUCUUUCUCUCUGUGUCUUGAAAAUUCAGGAGAGAAAAAAAGGAGGGAGAGAAAUAGGGAGGAGUGAUGAUCAUUUUAAGAGAAAAACAGUGUGGGGGUGGUUCUGGCCACACUCUCAGUGGCAGCAUACAACCCCACUCCCUGCAAAGAGAUUACCUCCAAGAGGGUGCAUUUCUUGUAAAGAAAAAAAAAGCUCAUUCCUGUUCUAGUGGUUAUAUCAUUAAAAAAAAAUGGUUGCUGCACACCUCAGAUAUGGAGACCAAACAAGAAUCAAGCAGCCUGGUUUCAAAUGACAGUACUAGUUGCAAAGAUGUUGAUCUUGCAAAAAAGGAAUGCUCAAAAGGGGCAGAUACAGUUUUCUGAGUGUAAGGGUCAAGAAGUCAUGAUUAGACCAAUGAGAGUGGCUUAUAUAAAAAGAGAAAUCAAGAUAAAUUUGGAUGUCUGUGAUAGGGCUUCCUAAACCUCUUCUCAGAUUGAGGAGUGUGGAAUCUCUUAUUCCUUGGGGCAGCUGGAGGAUCUCAGAAAACAAUAAAACAUCCCCCCUUCUUUCAUUUUCCUAAUUAACAAUUAGAGAAAAUGAGUUAAGCAUCUUUUGUGAUUUGCAGGUUGGGGCUUCUGGGAGAGUGAAAAGAGUAUGUGGUCACUCUUUUCGAAGGUGCUGGAUGGGUAGAGGAAGAGACACUUUGCAUUUAUUGUGCUAAAUGGUUUGAAAUAAAAGUUCAGGCAAUAGUAGUUAACAUGGGAUAGCUCAAUUGGUAGAGCAUGAGACUCUUAAUCUCAGGGUCAUGGGUUCAACCCCCACGUUGAUAAAAAGGCUUUUGCAUUACAGGGGGUUGGACUAGAUGACUUUCAUCAUACCUUCCAAUUCUAUGGCUCCACUGUAUGUUUGCACUAAUCUCUGCCAGAAAUAGGGAUUUGCACUGAAGUACUCUCUUGGCGUUGCAAGCAUAGAAGUGGAUAUAUGGGAUUCCCUGCUUCCCUUCUUCAGUUGUCUAAACUACAGUGGUGCCUCGCAAGACGAAAUUAAUCCGUUCCGCGAGAGUCUUCGUCUAGCGGUUUUUUCGUCUUGCGAAGCAACCCUAUUAGCGGCUUAACGGAUUAGCGCUAUUAGCGGUUUAGCGGCUAUUAAAGGCUUAAAGGCUUAGGGGAUUAGCUGCUAAAAGGCUAUUAAAGGCUUAGCAGAUUAGAUAAAGGGGGGGAAAAGCGAAAAAAAAAUCUCAAGACUCGCAAGACAUUUUCGUCUUGCGAAGCAAGCCCAUAGGGGAAUUCGUCCUGCGAAGCAACUCCAAAACGGAAAACCCUUUCGUCUAGCGGUUUUUCCGUCUUGCGAGGCAUUCGUCUUGCAGGGCACCACUGUAUAAUGCAGCCUCAUUUUUCCAGUGAUAACUUUGUGCUGGGAAAAGGCCGUCCUCUAGUUCAUCGCCUGGUGCACAAGUGGCCCUCGUAGGUUCUGUUGUGCUUGUGAAUAUCUCUUAGCCACCUGCAAAGCUUCUGCAUUCUUCUCUUCUCUUCUCCCCUCCCUGCCCAUCUUCAGAGGUCUGAAGGGAGCAACAUCUGCAUUAGAAUCGUAGAAUCUUAGAGUUUAAAGGGACCCAAGGCUUACCUAGUCCAACCCCCUGCAAUGCAGGAAUCUCAUCUAACGCAUCCAUGACAGAUGGUCAUCCAACGUUUCCUUAAAAACCUCCAAAGGAGAAGAGUCCAUCAUCUCUCAUGGGAGUCUGUUCCCCACAUUGAAAAGUACUGAACUCUGUGAACUUUUCAAAGCAGAUCAGCAGCAAACAAAGCCGAAGGUGGAGAGACUGGGAGGGAAGGUAGGAAAGUACCUCAUACUAUACUACCCUUCUUCCAAGGAUCACAAGGCAGUCUACAAUAUAAAAACACAAAAAUACAUAGCAUAGUAACAAACAUCGCAAUGCACAAUAACCAAAAAAUGCCUUGUUAAAUUCCUGGUGAUUUCACAUAAUUUUAAUUAUGCAUAAAGUAUUUUAAUGUGAGUUGUGCUGGAAAGGAGAAGGGCCUUUCUUAUGCUGUCUUCCCUGCCGGAUUUGUGUGCAAUGAAAUCCAUGAGGGGCUCUGAUGUACCCAGCUAGGGAGACCAUUGCAUAGCAUGGGAUCACUAUGAAGGGUGGGGCAGAGUAGGACGUCAUCUCACAAUUUUAUGAGCAUGAAGAAGAGGAGUUUGGAUUUGAUAUCCCACUUUAUAACUACCCCAAGGAGUCUCAAAGUGGCUAACAAUCUCCUUUCCCCUUCCUCCCCCACAAAAACACUCUGUGAGGUGAGUGAGAGACUUCAGAGAAGUGUGACUAGCCCAAGGUCACCCAGCAGCUGCAUGUAGAGGAGCGGGGAAGCAAACCCUGUUCACCAGAUUACGAGUCCACCGCUCUUAACUACUACACCACAUGGCGAGAUACAUAUGUUAGAAGGUACUCCUUAGAGUACAAGGACCUGGAUCAUUUGCAUCUUUAGAGGUGACCACCAGCUAUUUGGAUUAGGAUUGAAAGCAAGCGGACAACACCUGGUGUCGGCCAAAAGUUGUGGACUGCAACUGCCAUCAGCCGCAGCCAGCAUGGCCAAUGGUCAGUUAUAGUCAGUCAACAUCUGGAGAGCACCACAUUGGCUGCCUUUGCUGUAGGGAGAAAGACUGCACCAUACUGCAUUAGCUGCAGCUUCUGAAUCAUCUUCAAAGGCAGUCCCACGUACCCAUUCAGUCAUUUUUCUCUUGAUUUAAAGCUUGAACAAUGCCUUCAAGGUGUUGUGUUUAUCUUUGAGAAUGGUAUGUAAUGAAAGAAGACAAAUCCAGCAGACAGCGCUUUCUAAUUUCACUUUUGUCAUAUUAAUGUUUAAUUAAAGAGCUGCAGUAUAUUCUUCAUGUUCCAUAAAUGCUGGAUUAUUCUGUCAGCCUGUUUUGACUUUUUCUGGUAUGUGUGAUUUUUUUUUAAAAAAACCUAAUGUUUAGAAAUGUGUGGUACAGAAGCAGGAAGAAUUUGCAAAGCAAGGAGUUAGAUAUAUGCAUGAGACCCCCAAAGAUGGCUAAAGAGACUAAUCUAUAAUAUGGCAAAUUUUUGGAGGUGUUACCCCGUGCAUGCUAGCCAUACAGUGUUGUAAAUAAUAUAUUGAAAGAAAUCCACGUUUGUGCUAAUUUCCCCUGCUCCUUUUUUAAUCUAUUGCAAAAUGAUCACUAUUCCACUUGAAAUUUUGGAAUGUACUCUUCCAAAAUCACACAUAGUGAUGUGACCUACACUUUCCCCCCUUCAAAGCAGUACCAAAGAGGUUGAAACAUCAUGGUUCUGAACAUAUUUCAGAGACAGAUCCAGAUAAACUUGUCUGGAUUAGCAGGAAGUCAUCUGUGCAAAAAAAUAGAUUUGCUUGUUGAAAAUGGUGAAUGCAGGGAGCCUUGUAAGUGAAAGCUGGAUUAAUACUACUGUGCUUCAAUUUCAAAGAUCCCAGGUUCAGAUAGAAUGGUGAAUGCAUUGUGUGGUUUUGAAGUUAGAAGUUGAGCUAACAGUACAAUAGAACUGGAAUAGCUAUAAUUGUCCUUGUGAGAAUUGUUCAUGUCACAGUCUGUUCUCUUAGUAAAAUAAUUUUAACAGGAAAGAGGAAUGAGAUAAAAUUAUGGAUUUGUGACAUUUCAGCAAGGAGAGAAUUUCAUAUGUUCCCUUAAUUAAAUGUGGGGUGCUUUUGAUUUCUGAAUCUACAUUAGUUACUGACAGCUAGAAUAGUUGCAUAAUUGUCUAGUUUCCUUAAUAGCAAAAAGUAUCCUCACUGUUACUCAAGAAUUAAUGCAUUUCAUGUAGUAGAAUUUGAGAUCCAUCAAAAUAGAUUUUAAUAUUUUUUUAAAGUAUGGUAGCCUCAAACCCAUAGCAUAGAAUUGGAGUGUGUGAACCACACAUGUCACAUAAUUGUACUACUCCAUACAAUUCUGUUGUGGUGUCUUCUGAAAAAAAUAACUGCUGUUAGUGUAACUCUUUCCAGUUAGAGUACGGGGUGCAAAGUGAAGGUUUGUGAAUAUACCAGGAGCUGUUGCCAUUAGAAGCAACUGAAUUGGGAAGAGGCUGCUUUGAAAAGAAUGAAGUCAGGCAGUGCAUCUACACCACCAUUGGAGCACACACUGUGGAAUGCUGUGUGUACAUCAUUUUUAAUAGGCAAAGUUAGUGAGACACACUUAUUGUUUUGGAUUGCAAGUCACUGAUUAGUUGAUGCAUUAUGCAAAGUAGCUCACUGAACUGGUGUCUUCUAUCUUUUGUAACCCUUUUGUUAAAGGACACAGGGAGGGCAUAUAGCCAUACCUCAUGUUGCGUUAGGUUCAUGUUGCAUCUUUUUGGCUUGUGAACGUGACAAACCCGGUAGUGUAUACUUCCGGGUUUUGCCCCGCACGUGUGCACAAAAGUGCUCUAUCGCACUUACGCAGAAGCGCCGCUUUAAUUGUGGACUUUUCGGGGUGCGAAUGGCACCCCGGAACGGAUCAUGUCUGCAACUAGACGUACUACUGUACUUUGGACUGUAGCUUUUUUUAACUGGCAAUAGUAGUAAAUUGAGGAAUAUAGGUACUUUAUAAUAUGCCUACUUUAUUUACUGAAAUAUUUAUAAGCCACAUUUUCAUAUAAGAUAUCACAAGGCAGUAUACAACCUUAAAACAUAGCAUUAUAGUAAAAGCAAUGGUUGGCAAUAGGGCUGGGCAACAUCGUAGUGUAUCGCCAGCCAAACAUCGCAGUUGGGCAGUAUACUGCAAUGUUGAUAAAACAAGAUGCAUUGGCCUCUGCCCGCAAGACAGUGCUAGCAGUGCCGCUGGAGGAAGGAACUGCUAGAAGACGUUGCUAGCAGAGAGACUCAGGAGCAGUGAUUACUGCUGCUGAACCUCUGUCAACAGGGCAGGGUCUGCCACACUAAAGACUCAGCCCCUAGUAGGUUAUUCAGAUUGUUUCAAACAGAAGCUGUCCCUAAUCUUGCUAUUCUCAACUGUAGAAAAGUCUGGUGCUUAAACCUCUGUACAGCUUGACCAUUUGUAAGCAAACUUCUUAUGAAGAGUUCUUUGAAAGCCACCAGCUUUAGCAAUAAUAUACAGUGCAUGAUAUUCUAUUUUGAAAGACGCAUUCUUUCCUCCUAUAGAGAGCUACACAAAAAAUACUGUCUGUCUUUCCCUGUAUCCUGCAAUUGGGGAGUGGGAACCUCUGGUCUGUGGGGCCUUUCCAUCCAGUCCACAGUUUAUCCUUCACCAGCCCUGUUCCAUCUGCCUCUGCUUCACAGUAAAUCGUUGCAAGCUGCUGCCGUUGCUUCCUGCUGCUGUAUUUUUCAUGCUGGACUCAGAGAAAUAUUUUCUUUCUUCUUCUUCGCCUAGCAUGGAAGGAAAUUGAGCUGCCAGUGGAGAAACAGAUCACUCUGUUUGGGUAUUAGCAGCCUGCGUUCCUUCUGUGCUGGCCUAAGGGAAAUAGAAACCUAUAACCCCACCCAGCAACAAGGAAAGAUGCAUAGAAAGAAAGUACAGUGGUACCUCAGGUUACAUAUGCUUCAGGUUACAUACGCUUCAGGUUACAGACUCCGCUAACCCAGAAAUAGUACCUUGGGUUAAGAACUUUGCUUCAGGAUGAGAACAGAAAUCGUGCUCCGACGGCGCGGCAGCAGCAGGAGGCCCCAUUAGCUAAAGUGGUCUUCAGGUUAAGAACAGUUUCAGGUUAAGAAUGCACCUCCCGAACGAAUUACCGUAUUUUUCGCUCUGUAAGACGCACCAGACCAUAAGACACACCUAGUUUUUGGAGAAGGAAAACAAGAAAAAAAAUAUUCUGAAUCCCAGAAGCCAGAACAGCAAGAGGGAUUGCUGCGCAGUGAAAGCAGCGAUCCCUCUUGCUGUUCUGGCUUCUGGGAUAGCUGCGCAGCCUGCAUUUGCUCCAUAAGACACACACACAUUUCCCCUUACUUUUUAGGAGGGAAAAAGUGAGUCUUAUAGAGCAAAAAAUAUGGUAAGUACGUAACCCGAGGUACCACUGUAAAUGAAUUGUGGUUGGGGGUGGAUAGAAGGAAAGCCUGUGGUGAGGGUGGGGUGGAUGAAAAGAGAGGAAAAAGUAUGGCAGAGACAAAGAAAAUGGGUGUUUUGCCCAUUUCUGCUUACUAUUGGUAAGUAGCCCUUCAACCACUGCUCCCCCAAGCCCUUGACCCAGGGGUUGGGAACCCUUUUCAGUCUAAGGACCACAUUCCCUUCUGACUGAGGGAGUGGGAUCUAACCUGGCCAGUGUCCGAAGGGCCAGAUAGGAAGGCCUGUAGUGUCACAUUUGGCACCCUGUUCUUAGGUUCCCACCACUGCCUCGACCACAUAUCCCAAGAGAAUGCAGCCUUUGGCUUUAAAAAGGCUCCCCAUACCAUCUCUAUUCCUGAGCAGACACGACACCUAAGCACGUUGUUUUUCCCUUUAAUUAACUAUGUUGCAUUUCAAUACCUUAAGCAUGGUCUGAAAACAUGGCAAUAUCAAAAUGCUCAUCUUGUGUUUCUUCUCACUCCGUUGUAAGUAUCAAGCCUGAUGGCUCUUUCCACUGAUGGGCUAGGCCUAGGCUAACCUAAUUUUCUCAAUUUGUGGUAUGUGUUGGUUCACUUCCACAUCUGAAUUGCACAUUUAGUUCUUGGUUUCACAGGUUGAGAAAGAUGCUGACAGUGGAAAACAGAUUUAGGGGAAAUUUACAGGGGCAAAAGCAGGUCCUUUGUGGAAAACUUGAGGCAUGUUCAGACUGGAGAAAACAAAUGUAUGCAGUCCAGAGAGUGACUUUAGUCUUACUCAACUGUGUGCAUGCACAGUGGCCUGCAGAUUCCUGUGCUUUAUGUUUCAAACAGCUUUGGCAACUCGCCUGCAUUUUAAAAGCAGGUUGCUAUGCAACAUGCAGGGACUGCAGUUCAAGGAACUUUACUCCAAAGUGCUGAUGGUCAUGGGGAAAUAGUCAUGCAAUUCUGUAGACUGUGGGCAAAAAGAAUAUUGGUCAGCAUCAACAAGAGCUCGCAACUAGUCCAGUGACUUUUUGACUACUGCUUUAGUAACAUAACCACCUUUGUCACAUGGCAAACUGUUCCUCUUUAAAUUCUAGCCAUUGGUAUAGUAUAACAUAUUGUCUAAAACACAAUAUAAGUGUGCUAUGCUGAAGGGAAAUAAUUCCUUUCAGCGGCAGCCACUAUUACCAUAUGGAGUCCUACACCAGAGGGCACAGGGGUUGCCACUGGGAGGAGGUAGCUUAAAAAAACCCCAUGUGCAAGCAGAACAUUGCAUACCUUGCUGUGGAACCCAAUGAUUUUGAACUACAUGGAGAUUUAAUGUUUGGGAAAAUGUCCUAGUUGAUAAAAGCAGUUAAGCAACUGAGUAAACUGUUUUGUGUGAUUGUGACAUUUCGUUCCUUGGUUACUUUUAAUGGGGGGGACAGAUUGUAUUUGUCAUUAAUAUUUUUUGUUAUAGGAUUUAACUUCUUGGGGAAAUAAGUUGGGGUAGCUGAUGCAUGGGGCCCCAUUUCCAUAUUAUACACUUUGAACUGAAUAGCUGAAAUUAAUAAAGGAGAGUAGCCUGGUAACAAGAAACAGACAAACAGGUAUAUUGUCACUAAUGCUAUGGUAACUUUGUGACAUGAAAAUAGUCAAAUUUUCAUUUAUAAGUUGUGAAUAUUCAUGUGGAUCAGUUGCUCAUAAAUGUAAUUGGACUGCAUUAUUACAUGAAUUGGAACAAGUAUGAGUUGGCUGUGUUGUGGUAGGUUUGGAAUUUGUGCAGAACGCAAUCCCCUUCAUGGCUGAUUUUGCAUUACAGUGGUACCUUGGUUCUCAAACUUAAUCCAUUCUGGAAGUCCGUUCCAAAACCAAAGCAUUCCAAAACCAAGGUGCGCUUUCCCAUAGAAAGUAAUGCAGAAUGGAUUAAUCCGUUCCAGACUUUUAAAAACAACCCCUAAAACAGCAAUUUAACAUGAAUGUUACUAUCUAACGAGACCAUUGAUCCAUAAAAUGAAAGCAAAAAACAAUGUACCCCAGUCACACAAUCAAUCAAUCAAUCAAUCAAUAGCUGAACUGGGUUCCACACAGUCACAAAAACAAAACAAAAAAGCACCACAAAAAGGCAAAAUAAAUAGCAAAAACAGACAGACCUCAGUAUAACACUCAAAAUGGAAAUGUGCAACUCAAAUCAGAAGCAUAACACUCAAAAUGGAAGUGUGGCACUCAAAAUGGAGCAUGUUCGACUUCCAAAAAAGUUUGCAAACCGGAACAUUUACUUCCAGAUUUGCAGUGUUUGGGUUCCAAGUUGUUUGAGUACUAUGACGUUUGAGAACCAAGGUUCCACUGUAAAAGACUGAAGGGGAGCUGUGGUGAGCUGUAUUGUCAGAAAAGGUAAAUGGGCAUUUCUAUAUUUGGAAGUAUAAGCAUUUUCUUAAUGUUUUUUUUUCUCCCCCACCCCAAGAAGUUAGUCUCAGCAAUUUAUCCACAGGAUACUUCCUCAGUGUGGGGACAGUACCACAUCAGAAGCAAAUGUGAUUAGCAUUUAGUGCUUCAGAGUUAAAAGUAAAAACAUGGUAUUAAUAGUAGUGAAUGUUGCCACUUGGUAGAAUCAGCUUAUUGCCUAUGAUGUGCUGUCAGAAAAUGGUUUUUAUUAAAAUACGAUUGAAUUUUCUAGGAAGAUGUGGAAACGGGAGUUCACCUUGAUCCAACUACAAAGGAAGUUCAGUUCAACCCAACCUAUGACACAAUGUUUGCACCUGAGGUAAGCAAACUAACUUUUGUUAAAAAUAUGAGUAAGUUGGAACAAUAUUGUCUAACUUUCUUCAAGGAAUACCCUGUGAACUAUUAAAUCAUUCCUGUUUAAAAAACAGUCCUUUUAAAUUAGGAAUAAUACUAAAUUCUACAGGCAUUUCUAUAAAUCUUGAUCUGAGGCCAAGCAAACUUGGCUUUCAUUUUGUAUAUGUAUACAUCAAAAUAUGUAAUGACAUUGUAUUUAAACUUUUAAAUUAAGUACUUGAAAUGUGGCAUAGGUAGUUUCUUCUCAUAAUAAAGCCAUAAUUUGCACACACAAAAGUAAAAUUUGCAGGGUAGUAAAUAAAAAAAAUUAGAAGUCAGAUGUCCUUGUGAACAUCUUUUUUAAAGUCAUCGUUUUUAAAUUUCUAUAAUGAGGCCACUUAAAGUUGCAAAUAGGUAUGUUCAUCAGGCAAAAAUCAUGGAAUUGCACACUCAGAGUUCAUUUUCAUGUUCGGUUGAAAUGCUUAGGAUAUAUCAUGUUCAGACCGGGGAAUAUUAGACGAGUAAAAGAAAACCAUGCAUUAUUCGCUGUUUAUAAUCUCCUAGCCAGGGGUUAUGUUGUUUUUUUCUUUCCCCCCCAUUUGUGGAAUCACACAGUUGGUGGGUAUACUGCAUCUAGCCUGCCUCCACCUCUCUCUCUCUCUCUCUCUCUCUCUCUCUCUCUCUCUGAUGAAUUGUCAUAUCUGUAUACACGAGCGUGCAAGUUAUUUCUACUAAAUGCUCAGACAAUUCAUAUGUUUCAUGAUUUGUCAGAUAGGAGGGUCACUUGUACCUCUCUGUAUCCCAAAGUAUCAUGUAUUCAAAUCAUGGGUACACUAAUCUGGCACCAUGUAAGAUCUGUGCUUUAUUAUUUUUGCAUGUUGUUUGUUUUUCUGAGUUUGCACAGUUUCAAAAAUAUACUGUAUUUUUCACCCUAUAGGACGCACUUUUUCCCCUCCAGAAAUGAAGGGGAAAUGUGUGUGCGUCCUAUGGGCCGAAUGCAGGCUUUCGCUGAAGCUUGGAGAGCGAGAGGGGUCCCCUCUCGCUCUCCAGGCUUCAGGAAGCUAUCUGCAAGCCCUGGGAGCCCGGUGGGAGUUCCCGCCGGGCUCCCUAGGCUUGCAGAGAGCUGCCUGUUCUGGGGGCUGGGGUCGGGGGAAAUAAUUUUUCCCCCUUUAUUCCCCCCCCCCAAAAAAAACUAGGUGUGCCCUAUAGGGCAAAAAAUACAGUAAUCUGGAUCUACCCUUAUCUACAUUAGCAGUAUUUAUCAUAGCUGCAGCUGAGAAUGCAGAAAGCAUUGUAGUAAGUUACCCUUUUAAGAAAUCUUCACAAAUGUUAAAAAGAAAUACGCUUUAAAUGAGUGUGCAUAAUAAAAUCUACUCCAGUACAGUGGGGGGGGGGGGAGGUUGGAAAAUAAUAUUUACUAUAUAAAAGCUGUCAAAUAAAUGAAGUAUAAAAACAAUUUAAUCUUGAAAUCAAAUAUUCCUCAUGGAAAAACACCUCUGGGGAAAUGCAACCAGUAUAAAAAUACAAUAUAGUUAGUUUUAAUACAUGCAGCUGUCAAAAUCUUGAAAUUGUUGCUGUCCAAAGCUGUAAGUUAUUUGUGUAAGCUUGAGGCAGUUUUCCUAGGUUUAGCCAAUCAGUAAGUGUAGUUUCCAUUCCCCAUGGAAAAGCUCAUCUGAAGCAAGGAUGUUAAUAUGUACACUAAUUUUCUGUUUAUUUAUUAUUUUAUAAAACUUAGUCACAGUUUAGGUUUAAAUACCGAUUAUGAAGUUUCAACCUGUAUUAAAAGCAUGAGAGUGUAUGGGAAUGCUUCAAUAAAUAGAAAUGGGUUUGAUCCUCUUAACCCUUGAGAAAUAGCAAACAAUGCAUGGAAGGAAUCUGAUUAGAUUUAGCAAAUGUGGCGCAACAUUACUUUUCUGAUGGCUGUGGACUUAUUCAUUAUUUUAGGUUCUCUGUGGGUUAUACUACACUUUACAGUAGCUGGUUUAUGGGGUGCCAGCAGUUGGACAGGUCAGGCAUUGUCCAAGGAUCCCAGGGGCUCCAAAUGGCUCUCACCUGGCCAGCCUGCUGGACCACACUCCCCACCUAGCCCCCAGAGCCAUUUCAGCGAUAACAGGCAGCGCUGCCAAGCUCAAUUCCCAUCCAUGGUGCCCACUUGCUCUGUUUAAUUACGGAAAACGUGCUAGCCACUCAUUUGUUUUGCUGGUCAACUUGUACGCAAAGGCUUUAAAACAGAAAACUAGUAGGAUGGAUCACAGUGGAUGUUGUCAUCAGGACAGCCUUCUCCAACCUAGUGUCUUCCACGUGUUUUGGAUUACAACUCCCAUCAUGCAUGAGCAUUGACCAUGCUGCCUGAGGCUGAUGGGAGUUGUAGUCCAGCAACAUUUGGAGGUCAUCAGGUUGGGGAAGACUGGAUUAGACUAGAGUUGUUGAGCCCUGGGUUAAAAAGCCCAGCUAGUUGUGCAUCUCACUGAGUGACCUUGGGCCAGCCAGUCACUACAUCUCAUGUUUGUUAAGGAUAAAAUGGGCAGGAAGAGAAUCACUUUUAUUCCCCUAAGAGCCUUAGAAGAAGAGCAGGAUGAAAAUGUUACAAAUGCAUGGAUACACAUAUGUAAGUAAAGAGUUGCGUGUGAAAUGGCCUUUAUUUUUAAUGCAGUUUGGGCCGGUGAAUCCAUUUAGGACUCAGCAGAUGGCUGCACCUAGGAAUAUGCUUUCUGGAUAUACAGAACCAGCACACAUUAAUGAUUUCAUGUUUGAACAACAGAGAAGAACAUUUGCAACCUAUGGUAAGGUGUAUUUUUAGAUAAUCCUCUUGUGAUCUUGAAUCUGCUACAUUUGUCUGUGGUUGACAUGGUCUGAUAGAGUUCAAAGGUUUUAAAUAUACUCUUAUUAGUUCUAAAUGUUAGCUAGUUCAGAUAAUUAGAAAAGGGAUCUGAUUAGGAGUGUAAUAUCGACAUGAUAUGUCCUAUACAAGGCCAUUGAUCUUUGUGCAUGGGUCAGUACACAGUCAAUAGUCGCUUGACGUCCUUGUCUCCAGUUUGGAGACCUAGAGGUAGCAUAUGCCAUAUCCCUGUUUCCACCAGAAUUGUCAGAAACUACAAAGCAUGCAGCUUUCAGUUAGCCAGGUAGCUUUAACGUCUCAGUCACUCUUUUAUUUGCUAAUGUUCUUUCCCCCCCAAUCUAAAUUUUAAUUGCAUGAACUCUGAGGUGGGAGUUCAUUAUUUAGCAUACAACACAGGCAGAAAUGUACUUGAGUCUAUAAGAUAGCUGAAGCUUCUUUUAAUUACUAUGUGCUAAAUGUAUGUUAAAGUAUGCCACAACUACUUAUUUGUAUUUAUAUUUGCUAUAUUAUAAUUUGGAUUUCUUUAUUUGUAUUUGUGGGCUAGAGGGUGGUUUAAGGGCUUUCGCUGGGGAGUGUAUUUUUUAUUAGCUUGUAUACAUUAGUAUUGUUAAUUGUUUUAAUUUUUAUUCUGUAUUUUGUGAACCACCCUGAGACCUACAAGUAUAGGGCAGUAUCCAGAAUUUAAAUAAUAGUAAUAGUAAUAAUUUCUACCUUCUAAUGUAAGUUGAGAGUGCUGUUGAGAUUGAACUGCACUUGCUCCAACAUAUGCAUCAUGGUGAGAUAAGUGUUUUGGUUAUUAUGUAUUUUCCUAAAAUAACUAAAUAAGUACAGAGCAUACUAUAUCUGCAAGACAUGCCUCCAAACUCUUGUCUCUUCAGAAGCUGCUUUGAUUCCUAGAACCAUUAAUGCAGUCCCUUUUCAUGCUGGUUCCCCUGGAAACUGCUAGGUUAUCCAGGAGUUAUGGUUACCCGAUCUGUUCCAAUUGUGAAAUGCUGCUAGAGAAAGUGGAGCAGUGCUGUUGUUAAUUCAAGUGGUAGUUAAUAUCAUGAAGAGUAUAGUAUAUUUUCUGAAUUUUGUGUGCUAUGAUUUCGAUCCUGACAUCCACUAGCAGCUUCUUUGAAAAAUGAAGCCUACUUAUAAGAGUAACUUGAAGGAAAUGUCAACUAGUGAAUGGUAUUUCACUAUUCAAUAGCCUUUGAGAUUAUUUUGUAGAUGUCCUCUGUAAGAGGAUCAGUGAAUAGGAAUUUCACAACAAUAGUGGUAGUGAACACAAGGGCAGCAAUUCUGAGAAGUACAUCUAAACAUUGUGCAAAAAGAUUGAAGUCUAAAAAGAUUCCCCGUGUCCAUUCCACAAGCCUCGUGUUGCUGCUUUAAGCAAUCCUAUAUGUCAGACAGUCAAUUGAUUGUGGCAAGUAGAGGGAGGAAGCAUCUUCAAGAAACCCCAAAAAAAUGGCUACGUAGAAAAAGGAAGACCCUGUCCUUUAUUCUUUAGAGAAUACUCAUUGAUGGGGCACAUGCUUGCAUGCAGAAUGUCCCAGGUACAGUUCCCAGCAUUUCUAGAUAGGGCGAGGAAAGUCAUUUGUCUGAAACCCUGAAGAACCACAGCUAGUUAGCGUAGCUAAUAUUGAGCUCGAUAGACAGACUUAUUUCUUUAUUUCAACAAUUUAUAUGCGGACUAAUUACAAUAAUCUCUAAGUAGUAUACAGGUGAUUUAGCACAGUAUAAUGAAGAUAAAAAUCAGUUAAAACUAUAAAAUCAGAACAGUUAAAAUGUCUGCUGAAAUAAUAACAAUAAAAGUCUUCAGUAGCUGCUGGGCAUCCAACCAGGAGGGACCUGUGCAAUCUCAGCUGGAAGAAUUGAGUCCAUAACAGCUUCUGGUGGAUCCAGGCUGUGCAUCUGAGCCAUGAGGAUCUGCUGAUAGUGACUCCCCAAAGAAUUCCGUGAUAAGGAACGGAUAUAAUGAAUCUGGUGGUCCUUAGGGUAUCCUGGACCCAAGCUGUUAAGGGCUUGGUAAAUUGAUACCAGAACCUUGAACCCAGCCUAUGGGCAGCCAGGGAAAGCUUUUAAGCACCAGAGUGGAAGCAAUUGUCUGUCCCUAUCAAUAGUCUAGCCACAGCUUUCUGCACCAGCUGGAGCCUCUGGUCCUGACUCAAACGUAGCCUUAGUCUUGGUAUAAGGCAGCCUCCGAUGUUCUGAGAGCAAUUUCCCAUUUUAAUUGAGAUUUUUCAAAUAAACAAAAAUUACAUAACAACAAACAAGACACAUAAGAGGGCAACCAUUUCUGAGCAGCAUCAGCUUUACAAAUAAUCCCAAAGCCAUUGGAAUCUGCUAAUCACUAAUGCCUAUUCCAAUAUGAUGUCUGAAAAUGGUUGUAAAUGAAAGUAGAAUGGAUAGCAAUCUGUGGAUAAUUUUUUUAUCUCCCACCCGCAUAUACUGUUUUGGAGAGCUCUCCAAAGAUAGCCCUUAAUGCACCAUUGCAAUGUCUAUAUAUAGGGGGAUAUGUGCAUGUUGCCUUGGAAUUAAAUGUUGGUGUGGUUUCAGUGUACUUUAUAAGAAGAAAAAUACUUUGCUUUUCUAUUGCAUCCAUGACAUGGUGAGCGAUUUCUCUCUGUAAAACCACAAUAAAAUAAUUUUCUAAAUACCAGGGUGCAGAGAAGGACAUAUUGUCUGUCUCCAAGAAUGCAAGCUUCUUUGCACAGGAAUGCACUUCAUGCCUAAAAUGUUGCUAGCAUAAGACAAAGGCACCAUUGUUCAGUUACAUCAGGCUAAUAAAAUACGCUAGGAUGUUGGCAGUAGGAACUAAUAAAUCUAAUUCAUCCAGAUACAAGGCUGUCUUCCAGGCUCAUCUUAGUGCUCCACCAUCACAGUGCUGGUAGCUGGUCAUAGUCCUUACGCUAACAUUAGGCACUAGAAUUUAUUUUCAGAGAAGCAAAAAAAGAACAAAGCCUCAAUUUUGCCCCAACUCUUGCAUUUUGUCUUUAAGUAGGUACAUUAUGUUUCAACCUAGAAAGAGCAUUAUAGUAUGUUUGACAUUAUUCACUCAUUCAGAACUUAUUCUUCACCAGCUAAAAUAUGGUUAUACCCAUUAUGCUUUGUCAAGGCCGUUGAAGUCCUUCGCUUUUAGGAAGGUAGCCAGUCAUUCCAUUCAAGAUCUUUGCUGUCAGGUUGCAGAGGAGCAUUUUAUUUUCAGGGGAUAUAUGGAAGGAGAGCGAUAUCUGGGAAUCAGAAGGGAGAGUAUUGUUCUUUUUCCAUACUCUGACCAGUAAUAAAACAUUUCUCUACUAUCCAUAAGCAAGAUUCUACCUGCUGCAUUAUUGAAGCAAGUUUCAUGCUGCCAGUGGAUUAUUCUACCCUGAGCUUGACCUUUGUGUGAAUAGACAAACUCUGUGGUUUCAUUUGGAAGGGAGCCAUUCAGCUGCCUUUUGUCAGCAUGCAUGCUGGCCAGUGGCACUGCGGAUAAUUCCAUCUUGCAGUGAUAGCAUUUAUAGACCGGAUGUCACUGAAACAAAUAGUAUUUAUUAGCAGCCACAUGCUUGUGUUGACCACAUCACUUUCAUUGUGUUUUAUGUCAAAUAGGAAGGAAGGAAAGGAUCCUUCUUGGUCAAUCUUGUGUUUUUGGACUGUGCUUUUAGACAACUUGCCAUUUGCUUGUAACCUCCCAAAGGCAAUUUAAUGCUUGUGUCCUUACCACGGCUGAGUCAGUUCUGUUGCCACAGAGAAGGUAGGGAAGAGAAGGCAGCGCAGUCUCACAAAUGUCUCCUUCUUUUUAAAGACUAAAACCAUACAGUGUUCAUCUUUCAUUUUAUUCUCAGUGACUGGGGAAGGUGAACCGCAUGUGGGCCUGUUUAUUUGUAAUUGGGUUGGGGGGAGUUAAGUCAAAGGUUCUAUGCAGAGACCAGUUACAUAAAAAGAGGUCUGUUUUUAAAACAGCAGGUUUCUCCUUACAGCUGCAUUUGGAAGUCUCUGUCAGAAAAAAAAGAUAGGAAUCUCUUUCACAUUCUCAGCAUAAAGUAGGAGUUGUUCAAAGUCCUUUUCAUAAGGAAAAGAUGCUGAAUGAAAUGCAGGCAGGCUAUAGAGAACACAGCUCCCGCUGAAGAUUAAAUCUCACCCAGUGGCUCCAUUCACGAUCACUCGGCUUGAGGGAGCAAACAAAUAGUCCCAGAAAUGGCAUCAAUACAGUGAGAGGACAAAUAAACUGCUGUAUUGAUUUUGACAUACAUCCAAAUUGGCAUUUCUGCCUUAAAUAAGAACUGUGAAGUUGAGUCUAACUGAGAAAUUGGCUCGUUGGCCCCACGCAAAGACCUCACUCAGCAUAAAACUGGGUUCUAUAAUGCUUGGCUUAUUUAUGUGGAAUUCUCAUCAGAAUAGUAAAAUCCAGACAAUUUUCAUUUACAAUGGUCAUCCUUGCAAAUUGUUCAUGAAAUCCCACCUCACCAGCUAGGUUCUGGCAAUUGACCAGACUCUGGGUUGGAUUGGAGAGUUGCUACUUUCAUUUGGCAAGCAGAUUGCACUCUAAAACUAUUAUUCAGUGUAGGUUUGUUAAGCUGGAAACUUUACUAUGUUUAUUCAGUUAAUUAUAUUUGUAUGCUGCCUUUUGACAGGGUCAUUAAGGUUGUUAAUAUCUGCCACUUUGAGUCAGGGUACUGUAAGCUCAGGGUGUGCAAAUCUCUGUUCUUAUGAACAAGUUAACAUUGUAUUUCAUUGGUUGUAGCAGAUUCAAGAACAGUCUGCUACGUUCAGCUUUGAUAAACAGACUGAGAAUUUUGUUUAAACAGUUCAUUCUUUGCUGAAAGCAAAGUGAUCCCGUCUUCUAUAGCAGAUGAUCCAUGACUAGUAGCUGUCAUAUUAAUAUACUGGCACCUAGUAAUAGAUACUUUUGGUUGAGGCCUGCCACAUCACCCAAGUUAUUAUUGGCCUACUUUCUGUCUUUAUCUGAAUUAAGAUAGUAUUGACUAUAAACUAUGAAGCUAUUCUCAUGUAUCCACCAUGUGAAAGGGUUGCUAGCAUGGCAGGCACAGGGGCACGUGUCCCUACAGAGGCCUUCUCUGGCAUCCAGAAGGUCCCCUUCCCUUGGUGAAAUCAGGUUUGAAAGAAGCACACUUUUGUAUUCUGGGUUCAAACAACAUGCUAAGCUGAAUGAUGACUUAGUUCAGUGCAACAGCAAAAUGGCCAGGGAGGAGCAAAGCGGUCACAAUUGCCUCUCCAGAAAGCUGCAUGUCUGUUCCUUUGUGCUAAGCUGUGCUUUGGCUUCACUAUGAUGGAUGUGUCCUCAGGGUAAAGGUCUUCUGAGAGUUGGUAGCUGAAAUUGGAGCUCUGCCAAUAAAAAUAUUCCACAAGAGGUGAAUCUUAAAAUGUUAUGGUUUUGUCCUUCCACAGGAUAUGCUUUGGAUCCCUCAAUAGAUAAUUAUGAAGUUCCUACUAAAUAUAUUGGUUCUGUUGAAGAAGCUGAAAAGAAUCAAGGUAAAGAAUAUUUGUUAUAGCGUCGCCUAAUUACAAAGUUCAAUCAGUUGUGUGUGUGUGCAUUAACAAAAUGUUUAAAAUAAAUUGUUAUUAAUGGAUGAAAUAGUAGUUUACUUAAGUAGGGAGGUGCUUUUAAGUGACUGAUAUUGGACAUACAAAGGGACUGCUUCUGGAACAUAGCAGAAGUCAGGCAUAGUGUGUAAAGAACUUUGUGUAUCUCAACUUCUUGACAAAAUGCUAACAAGAUUUGCAUCUUAUAUGUUUCUUCAUUGGAGAGUGCAGAAGGCGGCAAUAGGUCAGUUGCCGAUGAAGGCACAACUCUCUAGAAAGGCUAAUAAAAUAUAGCGUAUCGAGAGCUGAUUGGUUUAUCAUCUUGUGAUUUUACAGCUGCCAUUCACUUUGCAUGCAGUGCUUGUUUCUUGUUUGACAGAUCAUUUGAAGAUGCAUGUCCAAGGCCAACAAUUGCACACAAAAGCCUCAAUUUACCCUAAUCUAGUACAUUCUUUCUUUUCUGACAACACUGAAAUGAUUCAAGUGGAAUGUGGAAGAAUACAUUGUCGUUCUUAAAGUGAACCUAGACUUAAACUUCUGCUACUGCCUACAGGUCUGACUGUGUUUGAAACAGGACAAAAGAAAACGGAGAAACGGAAGAAAUUCAAAGAGAAUGAUGCAUCUAACAUUGAUGGCUUCUUGGGACCGUGGGCAAAAUAUGUUGAUGAAAAGGAUGUUGCAAAACCUUCAGAAGUGAGCACCCCUUGUUUAUUCUUCGAAGUAGAAUAGUAGUGGUGAUGCUUAGUCUGGGAUCCCAUGUGUGGUCAUAGGGGAGUUCCUCACACCUUGCAGCAGGGUGCCUGGCUUUCCCUUCCAGCUCCAUCUGCUUUUAUUGCAUUGAAUGCUGCCCUGAGAGUCCCCUGAGCUUCUGGUAACUCUGAGGAUGGGACACGGAGGGCUGAAGUGGGAGGGGUCUUGAAAAGUUCCCGUUGUCAGAAUUAGUGUAGGUUUAUUUGGGCAAUCUUUCUGAAGGCACAGCAAGUGACAGGAGAUGCCAGGGCUGCACACCAGUGGUGGGUGGGAGCUGGAGCCAAUAGUGGGCCCAAAGCAAGAAGUGGCCAGUGCAGAGUUAACUGUGUCUACCCACCAUGUUGGGCUGAAUUCUUUUAUAUUGUACAUGUGCAUCUCUGCUGUUCCUUCUUGGCCAUUUGUGUGCUUUCUAUUGCUCCCUUCCAUUCAGAAACUGCUUCUUGAAGCAGCAGCAAGGUUGAUCUCUUCUCCAUUGGGUGCUUGUCCCCCUAGCAACAUUUGCCCCCUUCUCUCCCUGUCUCAAUAUUGGGUGCCUUUCUCAGGAGGCUUUUGUUCUGUGUCAGGAUUUUCCUUCUGCCUGACUUAGUUCUUAACGAGAGGAAUCUGACACUGCCAUAAAGGGAAGCUAUUAGGCAUGGUGUCGGAGGCUUAGAGACCCAACCAUAGAGCUCAGUGGCUAGAGCAGCAUCUUUUGAAGUGGGUUUCUAAGUGCCAUGCUUUUUGACUCAGUCUCUGAGCUCACACAUAUGCCCUGACUAUCUUCACUGUGGUGGCAGGUGAUCAGAGUGAUUUCUGCGUGAAGGUAUGGUACAUGCCACUGUGUCCAGUCCCAGAUAUAGUAAAACAUUGGAUUUGUCCAUUGAUUUUUGUAGGCAUUUAUCACUUUCAUCUCAGUGGUGCUACUUAAAAUUAACAUCUUGCUGUAAGCCAAUACAGCAACUUUGGAGUUGUGUAUGGCUGUUGCUGUUUGACUAUAUAAGCAAUGAAUUGAAUCAGAAUUGGGAAACAUGUUUAGAAUUUAUUUUGUGAAAACUUGUUUCUAAACUGAAUAGUUUACUGACCUUUUGUUUAACAUGCUUUUUCGACCUUCCCCCCCCUAAAUAGCAUUAAAAUUGGAAACUUUAAGUGAAUUCAGUGAAAAUAUUCUAGAUUUUGUUGUAAAAACAAGACUGGUAAUUUUUAAUGUUUGGGCUACUUAGGAAGAACAGAGGGAACUGGAUGAAAUAACAGCAAAGAGACAAAAGAAAGGCAAACAUGAAGAUGAUAAGCCUGGAGAAGAAAAGACUAUUUUGCAUGGUAAGUGCUUUCUUUAGCAGCUGAUUUGCAUUUCCUGCAUCUACUUUCAAACACUUGUUUAUCAGGAAUAAUGUAUGUUGUCAUUUAUUUGCUAUGUUAGUUCUUCUUGCAGCGUACCAUGUAGGAAGAAACGAUCUCUUAAAGAAAACAUGGUGCCAGAGACACAAGGGGGAUUUCAGUAAGGAAGAAACUUAGAAACAGCCUGGUUUUGUUGUUUCUGGUAACACCGGAAAGAAUUUCAAGAUGUGGUUAAAUUUAGCUUGUGGGCAGAUUGUAUUAUUGGGAACACUGUGGAAAUGUCAUUUGCUUGUAUAUUCAUCUCAAAUGUCAGUUCCUUGUAUUUUAAUUUGGCAGCCUCCUUUUCUUGGCUGUCAUUUGUACCACAUCAAACUUAAUCGUUUGAAUCUUUACUUUUGUCAACUUUUAGAUCAUUACAUAUUGAUCUUGCCUCAUUUUUGACGAUAUAGGAAUGUAGGCUUCAUUGUUGACUAUAAAGGCUUGAAAUUGUCAUUUUUUAUUUUGCUGCUGAUGUGGAAGCAAUUCAUAGGAUUAUGGAGAAAAGUCUUUUUUGUUCCCCACUUCUACAUAAUGCAUUUUCUUAACCUAAUGUUUUGCUCCUCUCUUUGUCACAUCUCUCCUGAGAUUCACACAUGUGGCAGGACUUCAUUCACAUCUCCUUUUUUAUAGAACCCUCUUGCCCAUCACCACAAAUGCAAUGAUAAUUUGCAAGUUAACUUUGAAAUUUGAAGUUACAUGCAGUGUUUUAAUGUACACUUCACUGCUUGGUGCCUUCGUCAAAGAUUGCAAGGGGUGUGCAGAAAUUGCAAACAGGAUUUCUGAAUUGUUUCUCAUUGGAUUUUCAUAAACCAAUAAAAAAACCCCUAACAUUGCAGAUAAAUCAUUUUUGAUGUUUCUUGAUACAGAGCUGGGUAUUUUAAACAUAAAUAUUAUACAGCGUUGGGUAUAGCAUUUUAGCCUAUGGAGAUUUAAAUUGUUACCUAAGAGGCAUGAAAAAGCCAGCUAGAAUAAAGUAUUUAAGAUCAUGAAUGUGUGUAUCUGGUCAGGAGAAGUUAGUUUUUGAGCCGUGUAGUUAGUAGAUUAUUCAUUUUAAUCACUGUUGUGUCCUAAAACUGAUUUCAUCCAUGUCAUAUUUGAGGGAGACUGUAAAUCUGCAUGUUCUAAUUUUGUUUUGUUUAUUUUGCAGUCAAAGACAUGUAUGACUAUCAAGGGAGAUCCUAUCUUCAUGUUCCUCAGGAUGUUGGGGUUAACCUACGUUCAACAGUACCCCCUGAGAAAUGCUACCUUCCUAAGAAACAGAUCCAUGUAUGGUCUGGUCAUACAAAGGUAAGAGACAAUUAAAAUAUUAAGUUUUCUUGGUUUCAUAAUUAUGGGCCCAGCAUCAUUUUUUUUUUCAAUUUCAAAAAUUGCCCUUGCACAAACAUAUUUCAUGUGCCAGCUUGUAUUCAUUCAGUACUUGGCGAUCCUAUAUAGGUGGAGACACCUGUGGGUAGAUUCAGCUGCCCAGUUCUCUUAGCAGAAGCCAGCACAAGGACUACUAGCACAGCUGAACUUCCCCCCUCUGCCACCUCCAAAUCCUCUCUGGUGGGUAGGGAGAACAACCAGAAUAUGGGGUGAGAAGGAGAAAUAGGAGGUUGAAUGUCCAAAGUCUUCCAAAUGCAGCACUGUAUGGUUGCUCAGCCAGUUGCUAAACUUGCCAAAUCAUUUCCUUUGCCACUAGGUAAGGUUCCUCUGCAGUGGAGGCAGGAGUGGACUCUGCAUUAUCCCAAUUCUCACCCAUAGUUUAGACCGGUGUCAUUAGGUGCACAAUAGUGUUCAUUUGCUAAUGGUGUGUGAAAACCUUAUUACUAUAUUCGGAACUAUGAAUAUUUAAUUUCACACUCUAUAUAGGCCAUCAUUCUUUCACCAUUAAGCCAUGAUACAAGCACGCAAAUCCCCUGAGAUGCAAUUCUCUCAGCCAGUUAGUCUCCUAACUAAUAAUUCCCUAUCAUGGGUCCCUGUUAGUGAACUAAACUGGCUUUGAGAAAUGUGUUUCCUUAUUCAUACAGAGGUUAUUUAUAUAUUUUGCACCGGUAGUCCUCGCUGUACAUUUUGUAGAAUUACAAGUGUGUUUCUGUGAUUUUAUGUUGCUAAUCUUUGAGACUUUCUUGGGGAGCUUAUACAAAUUCAGAUGCCUACUUGGAGAUGGUAGGAAUGGAAUGGCAGAAAUUAUUCCUCAAACUUUAGCACAUAUAGCUGUCAUUUAGAUGCAAUAUGCUUAACUUGAAUCCAUCAGGGCCCCCAAAGCCAAAGACAUGGGCAAAUCUGCAAAACUUUGAUUCAGUUAGAUUUGGAGUGCCUGCUUAGUAGCUACUCCCAGGCUUUUUCUAUAUGUCAUAUGAAGCUAUGGGCCUGAGUCAACUAAGUCGUUGCGCUGGCGGAAGCCAGUGCAAUGAGUCCCAAUAGUGCAACAGAACUACCCCCAAUGUGUGUCCCCUGUUGUUGUUUAGUCGUUUAGUCGUGUCCGACUCCUCGUGACCCCAUGGACCAGAGCACACCAGGCACUCCUGUCUUCCACUGCCUCCCGCAGUUUGGUCAAACACAUGUUGGUAGCUUUGAGAACACUGUCCAACCACUCGUCCUCUGUCCCCUACUCCUUGUGCCCUCAAUCUUUCCCCUGUACCAUCCCCAAAUUGGGUUGGGAGAACCCCAAGAACCAUGCAUGGGGUGAGGGUAGGAGGGGGGAAUUCCACUGAUAAAGCUGUACUCUUAAAAACAACAGCAACAACCAGAGCCUUUUAUUCAGUGGUGAGAAUAAAAAUUGGGUGAGAAUAAAAAUCAGCAUGAUUUCAAAACAUUGAUAAUGUUUUGAAAAGGAACCCAUUUUCCAAACACACAGUACAUGUUUCUUCGUUAAGAGAUUUUGGUGGGCACCAGUGCAACUUGUGCUACUUACUCUAUUCAGUAGUAUCAAGAUAGCGACCUGUUGAAUCAGCAAACGGAAUUGUUGCUGUGCCAACAGCUAAGUUAGUGGCAUUGGCAGCCACCCUUUAACAAUGAAUGUCUCCUAUAGGAUCAAAUAUAAACAUGUUUGGAAAGAAAAGAAAAAUAUUUGUAGCUAUUUCAUAGUUGUUUUUAUUUAUAAGGGAGUCAGCGCUGUCAGACUGUUUCCUCUUUCUGGCCACUUGCUGUUGUCUUCUUCCAUGGACUGUAAAAUUAAGGUGAGUACCUUCAGAAAGUACACUUAUUGCUGCCUACAGAUGGUUAAAUUCACAUCAAAAGUAUUGGGAUAUGCCUCCCCUUUAACACUCAUGUCAAGGCAAAUUCAGUUGUUGCCUUUUUGUUACGCUAAAGUAAUAGGUCAGGUUCAUAAUGGAACCUUCUGUUUAUCAUGAAACAAAUACAGUGACUCUUUAAUCACUGUAAAGCAACAACAAGACUACAGCAAUAUAUACCAAGCAGGGUGCCGUACAAACUUUUUGUGUGGGGAGGCGAAUCUCCUUGGUCAGUGGCUUUAACUUAGCCUGCAGAGGUCAAGUCAUAUGUUCUGGUAACCUUUACUAUUUCUUUCUGUUUCCUUCAAUAAUGAGGACUUCAAAUAGAUGUCUGAAAUCUGUUCAGCUACUCUGCACUGACACCUUGCUCAAAACAGGCAGCAAUUCAUCUCUAUAAGUGAGGGAAAGAAAUGCACACCUGCCUCUCCAUAAAGCAGAUGCCUUCGUGCAUAACAGCCCAGUUUUGUGCUGUUUCUACUUUUAAAAAAUUCCUGAAAGGGGGCUGCAAAAAAAUGGGCUGUCAGGCAUGCAAACCUUUGCAUGGAAGAUGCACCUCACAUGUUACUGUUUGUGUUUGAACUCGAAAGUGGAUUGCUACUCAAAGUAUGUGGUACAGGCUAUGCUUUUCCAAAACUGCUGUUAAUUGAGACAGCAUGUAGUAGUUCUCUUAUGUCCCAGUCCACCACGCUAGCCACUACAUUACACUGCUUUUCUCUCUUUAGGGAUGCAAUAUUUAUUCAAUUUAUCUUAAUUUCUUUUGAUCAGUGGAAAAUGUGACCCUGUUUUUUAAAAAGUGUAUAAGUGUUCUCUACUGCCUUGCCGGAUAUUGUCGAGAGAAGAAAGUGCUAAGGAGUAAACCCUACACAAAUCAGGAGUGGAGUCCUUAAGAUGGUAGGAUGGUGCCUUGUACGCCUCCUUCCAGCCACUCCUGCAUCCAAGCUGGUGCCAAAUGUAUUGCUCUGCUUUCCUUUGGACCACAUGAGUGAGGCUGAGAGAGGGGUCUCGUCCAUCUGGGCAGCCCAGGACCCCCAUACACACCACCCAGGGUUACGCCCUGCGAGGUCACCUUGGUGCUGUAAACGCAGCAGUUUGUUUCUCAAGACAGGAGGAUGCCAACAAUACAAUAUGUAGUAAGACAUGGGGGGGGGGGAGAGGUACACGUGGCAAUGCAGCUGCACUUUCCUUCUCCAUUGCUGCUGCCACACUUCCCUUGUUUGUUGAUACGCAGUUCCAAGAAGUAGCUCUGUGAACAUCCUAUGAAUCAGCAAGUUCUCUUGGUAUAACAUUUUUCAAAUCACACAGUUAAUUACAUUUUGUACCUGUUUUGUUAUAUUAUGGGAAUUACUUUUAAAAAAACCAUAGCUUUUCAUUCAGCAGGUGUUAUAAAGCUUUUUUAACCAAGAAAGAAUGUUAACAGUACUGGAUUUGAAAUAGUGUAAAUGUAUGUUUUCUUAGGAACACGGGUGGCACUGUGGGUUAAACCACAGAGCCUAGGACUUGCUGAUCAGAAGGUUGACGGUUUGAAUCCCCGCAAUGGGGAUGGCUCCUGUUGCUCGGUCCCUGCUCCUGCCAACCUAGCAGUUCAAAAGCACCUCAAAGUGCAAGUAGAUAAAUAGGUACCACUCCGGCGGGAAGGUAAACGGCGUUUCCAUUCGCUGCUCUGGUUCGCCAGAAGCAGCUUAGUCAUGCUGGCCACAUGACCCGGAAGCUGUACGCCGGCUCCCUCGGCCAAUAAAGUGAGAUGAGCGCCGCAUCCCCAGAGUCGGUCACAACUGGACCUAAUGGUCAGGUCCCCUUUACCCUUUACCUAUGUUUUUCUUGUUGAUUUUGUUUUGUUUUGUUGAAUUGCUUCAAGAAAUUUUAUGGGAAGCAAUUCAUAAAUGAGGCAAAAAUAAGAUGGGCUUAAUUUAAAAUAGUAAGUUGUGUGCAUUAGCUGUUCUACUUGCAUUUUGUGUCUUCCUUAAACCAUAUUGUAAAAUGUAUUUUCCACCCACCAGCUCUGGGAAGUAUAUGGUGAACGAAGAUGCUUAAGAACUUUCAUUGGUAAUAUUUUUAAUUUUUAAAAAAAAUAAUAAUCAGCUUUUUAAUAAAUGCUAAUUGUGUCAGAUUCCAGUUGUGUGCUGCCUUUAGCAAUAUGUCCAAAUAUUAAUGUGUGCCUCAAGGGAAUAAUUAGAAGUGAUGGAUGCUAAGAAAAUAAUUAUUGAGCAUGGUAGUUCAAAAUUCUCCCUGCGGUACAAUUCAUUCAUGUGUGGUACAUAGCUAAACACACGUUUAUCCCAAGUAAAGCAAUUGGGUGGUACCAGAGGGGAGGGCAAGGGAAGCUCCCACCCCAACAAAUAGCUUAUCCCCCCCCCCCCGCCCGGAUCUUCAGGGCUGCUUGUUUUUAGAAUGGGGUCAUUAACAUGAAAUAUAUGUAUUUUUGCUCAGCAUCUCUUUCCACUUACAUUUUAAAAACUACGGUUCACGUGAAGUAGCUUAAGGACACCCUGAUCCUAGUGAGGGGGUGGUGCACAGGUGGAUCUGGGCCUCCCUGUGCGCAGCCACUGUUGAAUUGAGAACUGCAUGCGCAAAAAGGUGCUGUAUCCCUAGUUUCCAGUGUUGGAUUGAGAACCACAGUCACAGCACUUGAGCCCAAAUGGUUUGUGCUCUUAAUUAGAUAGAAUAGCUUGCUUUUAAGGGGAAGCAGGGGCAAUGGAGAUGGGAGGACUGAAUAGAGGGGGAGAUAAAAAGUGCAUGAGCCAUAUUGCAAAUCACAGACACUGCACGUCCAACAACUGCCCUAGUACCGAAAAGAAAAACAUCUGGUACCCUUUCCUACUAAUACUAUAUAUAUUUGUCCUGCAGGGCACAGUAAAGCUGUUAGAGAUAUAUGCUUUAACAAUGCUGGGACUCAGUUUCUCAGUGCUGCAUAUGAUCGGUAUCUUAAACUCUGGGACACGGAGACAGGUAGGCGAAUGCUUGUUAUGUUUCCUCUUCUGAUACCUGUAUUUUUGUGAAUGACAAAUACAACUGUUAAAAGUGCAACAGGGUGGCAGGAGCGCAGAUCCCUCUACAGCAUUAUUGUCUUAGAAUAGCUUUGCUUUUUGGAUGCAUUUAAACCGUUCUGGAAAAUGGUUGGUUCAAAAGUGAAUAAGGGUGUAUUUAUGAAAUAGGAUAAGGAAACAUAGCUCAGUGAUAGAACAUCUUGACACUCUGGCAUUUUCAGGGCGGGCUAGGAAACACCAUUGUCUGAAUCCUGGGGAGUUCACUGCCAAUCAGGACCACUGUGAACAAUCUUGAGUUAGAUGAACCAGUGGUUUGAGGGUAACUGCCUAUAUUUCUGUACUCCAGAAAUUACAGUUGUUGGCAAAACCAGGUUUGUUGCUUUGUAUUGCAUGAAAUGGCCAUCAAUGGAUUGGGUUUGGUAAUCUGGAUUUAAGGCAAAUGGCACUCCCUUCAGAAAUACAGGUUGAGGCUUAUUUUAUUAUGUGCAAAAUUGUCAUCCCACCAUACAACCCAACAGCUACAACAGAAAACGAAGAAGCUGGGUAUGUGAAUCUCUUCCUCUUCAUUGAUCUGUUUCCCCUCCCACCCCCUCUCUAGGACAGUGUAUUUCAAGAUUCACAAACAGGAAAGUUCCCUACUGUGUCAAAUUCAAUCCAGAUGAAGAUAAGCAAAAUCUUUUUGUAGCAGGAAUGUCAGAUAAGAAAAUUGUACAGGUAAGUUAGAAAAUUCAGAGUAUUUGGUAAAGAUCAUGCAGAAACAAUUUGAAGAUCAAACCAAUUGACUAUUUAACCAGAAUUCUUUUCGUAUUGUUGCAGUAAUAAUAGGCUAUUUCUGUUACAAAAUACUUGGUUUUUUAAAAUGGAUCAUUUUCUUCACCAUUUUUAAGGAGUUGUUUGGAUUUGUCUUGCAGUGGGAUAUUCGAAGUGGAGAAAUUGUUCAGGAAUAUGAUAGGCAUUUGGGUGCUGUUAACACCAUUGUUUUCGUGGAUGAGAAUAGAAGAUUUGUGAGUACAUCUGACGACAAGAGUUUAAGAGUCUGGGAAUGGUAAGUAAAAAAACUGUGUCUUGACUUUUUUAUUAGAGAGGAAGAAAAUAUAGUUUGAGUAGUGAAUGUAUUCUCUUUAUACUUUCCCCCUCAAUAUAGCCAUGAUGCCCACUGGUUGCAGAACUUUAGACUUCUUUCCUGUGAGUCUACCCCAUCCAGAAUGUUUAGUAAAUUCUCGACUUGGUUUUGCAAUUUAUGCUGUAGAAUCUAAAUUUUAGGACCUAGAGUCACAGGUCUCCUCCCCUUCUCUGGAAUUAAUGAUGCUGAGAUGUAGCAUACAAUGACAUGGCCUGAUUCCUAAACCUUGGUUAGCUUGCAUCUCUGUACCAGCCUUGAGAUAAAACUUAGGAGGGACCGCAGUUUACUCCACAUUUAAAGGGGAUGUUGUCAAAGAAACAAUGGGCAAAUAUGGCAAAGAAAGGAGUAUGUUUUCCAGUGUUGUGUCAAAUCGUGGGUUAUUCAAGAAAGGAUGCCAAGACACAAACAUUUUACUUUCAGGUCAGAGACUGGAGUUAUCAGAAUGAAGACAUACUUUUAGUCAGCUUUCUUUCUUUCUUUCUUUCUUUCUUUCUUUCUUUCUUUCUUUUUAAAUGGAACCAUUGCAAUAAAAUUAUUUGUUUGGGCUUUGGUUAGUUAUUGACUCUGGGGAAAGAGCACCACCUACUGGCUUUACCAGUACCACUUCAUAAUGCUUAAGGGCCAUAUGAACAUCUACUAUAACCAUGAGGAAUGGGUAGAUGAAAUACAGAAAUCACAGUAAAUGCAAAUGGAGAAAUUCAUGGAGGGACAAUUACACCUAGUGUCUGUACUACCUCCAUUAUCCAAAGUGGUAUAGCUCUAAUAAUCAGUUGCUGGGAAUCUCAAGUGGAAAAGAGUGCUGUUGCACUGGGCUCCUGCUCUAAUCUUUCUUGGGGGGCAUUUUGACUUCAUUUUAAUGAUCUCUGAAGUUGAAUAAUAAACUUCAAAAUAACAGAAUGUUUGGUAUAGUGAGUGAGAGAUUGGUUGAGGGCCCUCGCAUCCUGUCUACUCAGAUUUGCUGUGCCCUUCAGGGUGAGGGUUACUUGUUUUCUUAAACAAAAACAAAUAAAUGUGUGGUUUAUCUAAAAUCUGUAGGAUUCUUUUAAUGAUGUGCUGCAUAAAAGCUGGACAUGAAGUACUGAAGUUAUUUGCCAUAACAGGCAAAUAGGUUUUCCUCCCUUGCAUUUUUGCUUCUUAAAGGUGUGAGUGAAUCUUCUAAAAAAAGCUUUCCGGUCUUUCUGUUGGCCCAAAGCGCCAGUGGUAGAAUUUGAUUACUUUGAAUUUAUAUGAUCUCAUGGUUAUAUGAACAAAAUUAAGCUGCAAUUAACCUUCAUGAGAGCAUUUACACUCCAUCUAAUUUGUCAUUAAUGUGAUGUAUGUAAAUAUUAUGGAGGUUAAUGUAGCUGUGUAAUGAAUGGUUUCUGCAUUGUUAAAUCUUCAGUGCCACCCACAGACGCUGAUGAUAUUUAUAUCAGCCAUAGCAAUUCUCAAGAGUUUCCAAAGACCAUUUAGUUAACCAAAACUAAACAGUUAAAUGCCUUGAGCAGAAUCAUGAAGCAAAAGAAAAUUCUAGUGGGAAAUCUUUUAUUCUUUGUACAGUGUAAGUGUGCUGAAGUCCUUUAACUCUCUCCUACUUGAGGCAGAUCUUCCCAUGUAUUUAUUUUCAAGUAUUUAUUUAUUUUUUAAAAACAAGAAAAUCAUGUUGAAUGCUGCCUUUUUCUUUCUACAAAUCUUGAGAUAUUACUAGGAACUAUUCCUAGUAAUGGUGAAGCAGCCGCCAGCAGGAUUGAGCCUUGCCCUCCCCCAUUAGCCCACGAUUCAAGCUUCCCUACCCUAGUCUAGAGCAGGGGUAGGCAACCUAAGGCCCGGGGGCCAGAUGCGGCCCAAUCGCCUUCUCAGUCCGGCCCCGCGGAUGGUCCGGGAAUCAGCGUGCUUUUACAUGAGUAGAAUGUGUACUUCUAUUUAAAAUGCAUCUCUGGGUUGUUUGUGGGGCAUAGGAAUUCGUUCAUUUUGCCCCCCAAAAUAUAAUCCGGCCUACCACAUGGUCUGAGGGAUGGUGGACCGGCCCACGUUUGAAAAAGGUUGCUGACCCCCUGGUCUAGAGCAUUAUUCAAAAAUAAAGAACUAGAGAGAUCUGCAACAAAGUGCUGCUGUGCAUACCUAGGAAUGUUCCUUUUCAGGGCUCCAGCUAGCAUAGAAUGAGGAGUCUUGUGACACAGUGUGGGUUUGUGAAUGAUAGGUAAAGAGACUCCUCCCCAACUCUUCUCUUUCCAGCCCUCCUAAAAACCACCUCCACAGUGUGCAUAAUGCCAAAGGGCUCAGAUUUAAAGCUGUCUGCCUGGCCCAAACCUGAGUCCACUUUGUUGUUUUACACAGGGAGGGGAGCUCUGGAGAAUGAGAGAGGAAAAUGCUGCUGCCCCACACCAGCUGUCAUUUAUGACAUCUGGUGUAGGGCAGGUGAGUGUGGCUUGGCCAAAUGGCAGGCCUAAUUAGGCCUGUGGGCGAGGUAUCUCCCACUGCUGCCCUACCCCAUCCAAUGCACUAUAAACUGUUAGAAGCUCAAGCCAGCCCAUUCCUUCCUCCUCCAUUGUUCUUUUGUUUAUUUCCAGCUGAUACCCUCAACCUUUCGGGGCUCAACUGCUGUUUUGAGGCUAGGGAUUUUUCAUGAGCAGGUGGUAACAUUUUGCUCUAACUGGCAAACUACUGUAUGACAGAAUGCAGAAACCCCACAACAUUGUCCAGGGCAGGGGGCUCAUUUCACUUCAAAAUGGUUAGGCAUUAGACCACCCACUCUCUGCAUUGAAGGAGAUCCUGAUUCCUAAAUUUGGAACACAGGGAGAAAGAAAGUAAGUGUAUUACACAUGGCGUUGUUAGACACUGCAGAAUUCAAUAGCCAAGUAAACACAUUUAGACUGCAGACCUCUAGGCCCCUCUCAUCUCUUAAUUUUGUUUACUAGGUGUAUUUUUGUAGUAUUUCAUCCAUAUAUUUUGUCUUCUUCCAUAGGGACAUACCAGUAGAUUUCAAAUACAUAGCAGAACCCAGUAUGCACUCAAUGCCAGCAGUGACUUUGUCUCCAAAUGGUAAGCCAACGUAUCUUCUUAGGCCUCUCAUAGAAUAAUUUAUUGCUUUAGAAUUUAGCUCUUGAGGCUCCAUAUUUAUGGCAGAAUACAAAUCCAUGUUAAGUCCUAUUACAACCAAAAUAAUUCAUAAUUGCAUGUCUCAGAUUGUGUGUCUUUGUAGAAUGCAAAAUUGGGGCUUUCUUUUUUUAAAUAUACUAUGGAUAUCAGAUGUAGAAAUCUAAGUGCAUGAAUUUAUUUUAAGAAUGACAUUUAACAUUCAUGUUUUUUACUCUUAACAGGGAAGUGGCUGGCUUGUCAAUCGAUGGACAACCAGAUUUUGAUUUUUGGAGCUCAAAACAGAUUCAGGCUAAAUAAAAAGAAAAUAUUCAAGGGCCAUAUGGUGGCUGGGUAUGCUUGCCAAGUAGAUUUUUCACCUGACAUGAGGUAUGUUUCAUUAUAGUUCAUCUGGCUAUUAUGGGAUAUCAUUCCCCAUUUUGAUUUUCAGACUUUUUCCCCAUGGUCUGAUUUUGGACUCUAAAGUGAUUUAAAAGAUGUUUUUAAACUGUCAAAGGAGUCCUCAUAUGUGUAUAGUCUGUAACAAUGAUUCUGGAUUAGGGAGGAGGAAGAGUGUCCAGGUUCCUCCAUCCAGUAGUCAAGGCUGCACAUGUGGUGCCCAAUACUAGCAGUGCUGAGCCUAUGUUUUGGUACCAUUCGUUUUUGACAGAAUCUUGGGGGAGGGGAGGAAUUGGGGGUUGUCUUCCCCUUCCUUGUCAUAUGAUGGGGGCAGCAUGAGGAGAAAUUGGUUUAACUAUUUUAACCCUUUUGAGCAGCUGAUUUGCAUGGUGAUACUGACCACAGCGGCAACCAGUUGGGCAACUGAUGCGCACAGCAUCUUGUAAGCAGCCCACUGCUGGGCAGGUAACUUUUGAGGCCAUUGUGAUUAGUGUAAUUCAUCGCAAAAACCCUGCAGUAAAAAGUAAGCAUGGAAAGCAAUUACUAUUUCAUCUGCUUUCUAUGUUAAACCAUAUUUUGGUGUUUUGACAUAACCCUUCAGAAUUUGAUUUCAAUGGAUUGAAGCCAUUUUUAAUUUUUCUUUGAAGCUAUGUUAUAUCAGGUGAUGCAGAUGGAAAACUGAACAUCUGGGACUGGAAGACAACAAAACUAUACAGUCGAUUGAAAGCCCAUGACAAAGUCUGUAUAGGUGCAGUAUGGCACCCACAUGAGACAUCCAAGGUAAUCACGUGUGGAUGGGAUGGUCUUAUUAAGCUGUGGGACUGAAGGCCAUACUGGAGAACUCUAAACUUCUCAUCACUUGGUGAACACCUGAGAUUUUGGAACACCUAUUCUGCAACAAAGAUGACCUAUUCUGCAACAAAGACAUUAGAAUAUAAAGAUGGGUUGCCUCAGGUAUUUCAGUAUUACAGUGCACAUAUACCAUAUGGGGAAUUCAGAAGAUUUCAUCUGAAAUGUUUUCAAUCUCAAACUAUUAUAAGCUGAAAGUGACCAAAUGAAGUGGUCUAAAUGGAAUAUCCUUUGUAAGAUAUUUUAAAAUUAAAUUAAACUGAGGAGAUUUGUGUCUAGCUUUGUGUUCAUGAAGCUGAAGUAUACACUUCAUAAGCUUCACUCUAUUCUCGAAAGUGCACAAUUUGGGAGAAAAAAAUGUUUUCAUUUCAGCAUUGUAAGAUGAUGCACCUGUUUAUAAAUACUGUUUGGCAGUACUCUCAAAUUUCCAAAUGUGUGUGUACAGUAUAAUAGAAGUUGUUAGAAUUGUUUUUGUAUUUUAACAGCAGUUGUUGGUCAUGUUGAAAUACACAAAGAUUUUAUAUGUGCAACACGGUUGUUGUUUCUUUGUGAGGGCAAUCCCCUCAAACCCAACAGCCCGGCUUGAAAAUAUGAAGGAAAGCCUAGUGCAGAGACCCAGAUAGGCAGAGGAUGUCUAUCUGUUGCUAUGUUUAGCUCCAAGAUGGGUUCCAUCAAGUCCUGGAUGUUUCUCUUCACCCUUAUCCAUUUUGUGGAGCAGAUGGAUAUAGCUAAUGGGUUAGAUCAGAAAAAUGCUUACGAAAGGUGAUGAGCAUGAGGUACAUUUAAUAGCUCCUCCCCACUACCAAAAGGCCUUUCCUGGAUGUUAGGGCAUGCUGCUGAGUGUGGUGGGCUGUAGCUAAAGCAGAAGUCACCAAAAAUUGGGUGGGGGCACCUUCUUUUUACAGGAGCCCAAUAUUCAGCAAUCCACAUCCUUCCUGUCAGCCUCCAACACCACAACCCAUGCCAUUCACCGAGGGACAGGCUGUUUGUGGUGAGAUGGGAUAGGAAAUACACUUUAUGCUCCCUCACCUCCAGGUAUUUUUCUCAAUCCCAUUAUAUUUGCAGAUGCAUGGAUUUGGAUACAUGCUAAGAAAUUCUUCAUUUUUAUCAUGACUCCUUUUUUAUAAUUAUUAUUGACAAGUCAGGUUUCUAUUCUUACUCAAAUAUUUUCUUUUUAUAAUGAAAAAAAAUCCAAAGAAUAUUAUGUAUAUAUGUAUAUAAGACAGUUAAUGAGUAAUUCAUCAAAUGCUGUUUUAGCAUAGGCCCCAUUCAGCCAGUGGAGCUUGUGCAAUUAGUGAAUUACUGCCUUUGUGGAGAUGCUUCCGAGAGGUAUAACUGAAAGCACAUUGCAGCUUCAUUGCCAUUUGACCACCUAUGUCUUGUAAAAGGGCACUUUAAUAUCUAUUUUUAUUUCAUAGAAUUAUGUGUUUUGUGCUAAACUACUGUACAUAUGUCUCAAUCCUCCUUUUUACAGAUCUUAUUUUUAAUAAAUGUUUUAUAUUAAAAGAUGGAUACCAGCUUAGUGUAACAUCUCUAGCAUUGUCUGCAGGUGGCUGCUGCUUCUUCCUUUCUUUCUUUUUACUCUUUAUUUGAUAUUAAAGUUGUAACUGCCUAGUUUUCUGCAGUGCCAGAGUGUAAAUUUAUCUUUCAUUGAAUUUAUUAUAUUAAAAUAUUGUGGGAGAAUUUCUUUGUGCUGUACAUUUCUACAGUUGAAGGUGUGCAGCAUCUUCAGAAAUCUAGAACCGCUUCACACAUUUCUGGUAACAUGGCAUUUACAGUGGAUGAAGCAUGUAAGAAUACUACAUUAUAGCUACGCAACCACUUUUUUAUUCUAAAUACAUGCAUCAAUAAAUUGCUGCUGCC
Messenger RNA from Podarcis lilfordi (Lilford's wall lizard), 36978 nucleotides. Lineage: Eukaryota; Metazoa; Chordata; Lepidosauria; Squamata; Lacertidae. The record is from the annotation of a GenBank genome assembly.